Molecule: messenger RNA, 795 nt
Organism: Aspergillus terreus NIH2624
Lineage: Eukaryota; Fungi; Ascomycota; Eurotiomycetes; Eurotiales; Aspergillaceae
Product: alpha/beta fold hydrolase
Exons: 2
Coding region: 1-795 (264 amino acids)
Source: RefSeq, a predicted model, not a curated record
AUGCCUUUCAUCACUGUAAACGACCACCAAUUGCACUACGCCGAUAGCCAUCCCGACGGUGCGCCGGAGAAGGGUCUGACCUUCGUCUUCAUUCACGGACUCGGGUCCUCGCAGAACUACUAUUUCCCGGUCAUUCCGUACCUCACCUCGAAGCAUCGCUGCAUCACUCUGGACACCUAUGGCUCUGCGCGGUCCCCCUACACCGGCCAGCCGGUCUCCAUUGGGUCCAUUGCCGCCGAUGUGGUCGCCGUGAUGGACGCUCUUCGUGUUUCCCAGGCGGUGGUGGUGGGCCACUCGAUGGGUGGAUUGGUUGUGACUCUCCUGGGAUCGCAGUAUGCCGAUCGGAUCAAGGGAGUGGUGGCUGUUGGUCCGACUCAUCCGUCGCAAACUCUGGCAACUGUGAUGAGCAAGAGAAGUGAAACUGUCUCCGGAGCUGGAAUGGAGCCGAUGGCAAACAGCAUCCCCUACCAGGCGACGGGAUCAAAGUGCCCGGAUUUGGUCAAGUCGUUUAUCCGCGAACUCCUCAUGGGACAGAGCCCCAAGGGCUACGCGGCUCUCUGUCAGGCUAUCGCCACCGCACCAACAAUCGACUACUCCGCGAUCAAGGCCCCCUUCCUGCUGCUUGCCGGCGAAGAGGACAAGUCGGCGUCGUUGGAGGGAUGCCAACACAUCUUUGACCAUGUGUCCAGUGCGAACAAGAAGAUGGAGGUGUUGGCCCAGGUGGGACACUGGCACUGUCUGGAGGCGCCGGACUUGGUUGGAAAAGCCAUUGCACAGUUUGCCGAGGGGCUGUAA